This is a messenger RNA of Dichotomopilus funicola, 1728 nucleotides long. RefSeq names its product cation efflux family-domain-containing protein. The transcript is spliced from 2 exons. The record is from RefSeq and is a predicted model, not a curated record. Bases 1 to 1728 code for a protein of 575 amino acids. Gene Ontology annotation, biological process: zinc ion import into Golgi lumen; intracellular zinc ion homeostasis. NCBI's taxonomy places the organism in Eukaryota, Fungi, Ascomycota, Sordariomycetes, Sordariales, Chaetomiaceae. Gene Ontology annotation, molecular function: zinc ion transmembrane transporter activity. Gene Ontology annotation, cellular component: membrane; Golgi apparatus; cytoplasmic vesicle.
AUGGCAUCAACAUAUGCCUUACCGGCCUCGGGGCUCCAUCAACACCACCACCACCAUGGCUCUGACAGCGCCGGCGUCCACUCGCACUCGCACGCACAUACACACUCCCACUCUCACUCGCACUCUCUCACCCAUUCCCAUGCAUCCUCCUCCUCGCUAUCCUCUCUGAGCCCGUCGCGAAGCCGAAAAGACCUACGAGGCAACUCUCACAACCACUCCCGACACCACCACCACGACAGCGACCACACACACUUCGCGUCCAACUCAAACGGCGGCCCAGCCCCGAUCCAUGUCCCGCCACCAUUGAACUCGAGCGGCCAGUGGAGGCUGGAGUCAACACCAGGCGGGAAAUCGUUAUUAUCCCCAACAGCGGCCGGGUUUGAUGCGGCCGGCGUGUACGAGCCUCCAGCUGGGGCGCGGUCCCGAUCGCAUUCGCACUCACAUCACCGUCAUGGCCAUGCGCAUGCCCACGCCCACGCGCAUGAGCAGGCGGGGCCACGGUCGAGGUUUACGGCGUUGCUGCUGAGGUACACGUACUCGUGGCCGUUGUUGCACGCGGUGGUGACGAAUAAGGAUUCGAGGAGGAUAUUCUACUUUAUGAGUCUAAACUUCGCCUUCAUGAUGGUGCAAGCCUUCUACGGCUACGUAACCGACUCCCUCGGCCUCCUCAGCGACAGCGUACACAUGUUCUUCGACUGCGUGGCCCUCGCCGUCGGGCUCUUCGCCGCCGUGGCCAGCAAGUGGCCGCCAAGCGAGCGGUUUCCGUACGGGUUCGGCAAGAUCGAGACGCUCAGCGGGUUUGGAAACGGGGUGUUCCUGAUACUGAUCAGCGUGGAGAUCAUGACGGAGGCCUGCGAGCGCAUCUACGAGGGGCGCGAGACGAAGCGGUUGGGGGAGUUGUUUGUGGUCAGCACGGCCGGGUUGUUGGUGAAUUUGGUGGGCAUGAUGGCGUUUGGGCAUCAUCAUCAUGGGCAUGGACAUGACCACGGCCAUUCGCAUGGGGGGUGUGGUGGUCAUUCCCAUGAGAGUCACUCCCACGAUCACCACGGCCACGACCACGACCACGACCACGACGAGAAACACAGUCACUCUCACUCCCACACCCAUGACCACAGCGAGAAACACUCCCACAGCCACGCCCACGACAACGAAAACAUGUACGGCAUCUACCUUCACAUCCUCGCCGACACCCUCGGCAGCGCCGCCGUCAUCGUCUCCACAAUCCUCACCCACUUCUGGAAAUGGCCCGGCUGGGACCCCCUCGCCUCCUUCCUCAUCGCCGUCCUCAUUUUGCUGUCUGCCCUCCCCCUCGUCCGCUCCUCUGCCCGCCGCUUGUUACUCACCGUCCCUGCGGAAGUCGAAUACUCCCUCCGCGACACCCUGUCGGGGAUUGUUGGGCUGCGCGGGGUCGUGGGGUAUGCGGCGCCGAAGUUUUGGAUUGAUGAUCGGACUGUCGAGGCCGCCAGCAUCCCUUCCGACGAUAAUCAUGGACACGGGAGCGAGAGCAAGGGAGCUGGGCCGAGACUACUAGGCGUGAUGCACGUGGUAGCGGCCCGCGCGGCAGACGUGGAUGAUGUGCGGGAUCGCGUGCGCAAGUAUAUGUUGGAGCAUCGGAUCGAUGUUAUUGUGCAGGUGGAGAGGGAAGGGGAUACGAGUUGUUGGUGUGGGGUUGGGAGGAGUCCGUUGUCGCAGGGGCAGACGCGCAAGGGGAGUGUGGGGGUUUUUUAG